Messenger RNA from Zootermopsis nevadensis, 3349 nucleotides. Its product is annotated as G protein-coupled receptor Mth2. Gene Ontology annotation, cellular component: membrane. The record is from RefSeq and is a predicted model, not a curated record. Gene Ontology annotation, molecular function: G protein-coupled receptor activity. NCBI's taxonomy places the organism in Eukaryota, Metazoa, Arthropoda, Insecta, Blattodea, Termopsidae. Gene Ontology annotation, biological process: G protein-coupled receptor signaling pathway; cell surface receptor signaling pathway.
GAAUUCCUCUUCUGCAGUUCGAGAUAACGUAACCAGAGAACUGCUCCUGUGACCUCAACAGAGAAAAGAACACACCAAGAGUGGCACAGGGCGCGGAAUCCGUAAGCCCCCCCGAAGAACAAUGAACAAGGUCCAACUCUAGCAAGAUCGAGCCUUCGAGUCAGUAUCGAGGGCAGUUGAGUUGCUGGAGUGCUUGGACAUAGCAGCGCUGUGAGGUCUACGAGAAUGACACUAACAACUACGGGUCCUGAGAAGUUGCCACAAAUCGUUUCUGGAUAAAUUAUGACAAGAAAAACAUUAAAGAAUCUAUGAACUGGCAUGCAUCAGAUGUAGUGUCAUGGAUGUUUGUGGGGUUGGCAACUGCUGUUACCGCUGCAACCCCCUGCUGUCCUGGAUCAAAUCUACUUAAUAUGGAAAAGACACACUGUGAUGAGUUCCCUGAUGCUGGAUUGCAUAUAAAUUGCAAUCAUUCCGGCAUAUAUAUAUUGGAUCCAAAUUUUAUAACAGAUGAUGCAUUCACCUUGGACCCAGUUACAGGCUAUCUCCAGUCAGGCCAUGAUAUUAUUCAACACGAAAAAUUCUGUCUAACGCGUAAACUCGAUGAAAAUGGAACAGUAUCUACGUUGGACAUUGCUCUGGUAUGUUUUCCUGAAGGAGAAGCCGUUCCAGCCAACGACCACCAAUACACUAUAUAUUCGGCAUGUGUCCUUAUAUCAUCAUUCUUCCUCCUGGUUACAUUACUCGUAUAUAUGCUGGUGCCUGAACUGCGUGACUUGCAGGGAAAGUGUCUCAUGUGCAGCAUGUUCAGUCUCUGCCUUGCCUACAUCUCACUUGCAGUUCUGCAGCUCCAAUCUCACAACCUCAGCAACACCAUGUGCGUGUCUCAAGCCUUCUUCACAUAUUUCUGGAUGUUGUCUGCGUUUUUCUGGCUGAAUGUUGUGUCAUUCAAUGUGUGGAGAACUGUUAUAUUCCAUCACUUCCCCUUGUCAGAUGGUCAGCUGUUAAUUAGCUUCUGUGUCUUUGCAAUUGGCGGUCCAUUUCUCUUCCUUGUGGUGGCACUAGCAACACACCAUACACCAAGUGCCAACAUAAUCAAACCAAACUUUGGUGUUUCCAGUUGCUGGUUUGAUGGUCAAACAGAGGAAUGGGCAUAUAUGUAUGGCCCAAUGGCAGUGCUGCUCUUCCUCAACACGCUCUACUUUAUUUGGACAGCAUGGCGCCUAUGGAAGGAUUGCCGGGACCAGUCUGCACCCAGACUGCGGUGUCUAAGAUUCAAAUGUCUCCUGUAUCUCAAGCUGUUUAUUGUUAUGGGAAUUCCAUGGAUAUUUGAAUUGAUCUCUGUCAUUGUGGAUAAAUCCACAGGUUUCUGGCUAGUUAUGGACAUCUUGAACUGCCUACAAGGAUUAAUAAUUUUCCUAAUACUGGUAGUCUUUCGCAAGAAAGCGCUUCGCGGCCUCGUAAAGAAUCGACCGUGGGGAUUUAACUGUCCUAAGAGGUGGGCUGCAGGAGUGGAUGAAGAAUCUGAAGGAAUGCUGGCAGAGGAGGAAGAACUCUCACAAACUCAAGUCAGGACCUGAUCAAUAACAUAGACAAAAUUUGUGGUGUAGGCAAGCACUGCAGUACAAGUGAAUUCUACAAAAGUAUGCCGUUACAAGAGACGUGGCAGUUGUAUUAGGCACGUUAUGGGAAGGAGGAGGAGGCAUGUUACACAAAGAAGUGAGAAAGGCCACCAGCAAAGGAGGAGGGGGGGGGCAGCUGCAAUAAGUGCAGAUGAAAAGGAACAGACUUAUUUGAUAUCAGUCAGUAUUUAUCCUACACCUUUCCAAAAUCAAAAAUACCUGUUCUAUUUGAGAACAUUAAUGCAUCUGUGAUAAAAUACUGCCUUCUACUGUUAUUACUACUGCAGAAUGUGUACUGGAGAUCAUAACUGCUAUAUAUAGCAUAUCAUUUUUCCUAUUAAAGGAUUUCCAUAAAUAAAAGUUGGAAGUAAAAGACCAAAAAUCUCAGUAUGAUAGAAGAUAUUUAAAUCCUAAACUGUUCUCACUAAUUAGUUUUAAAUAUAUCACAAAUUUAAACAUUUGGAAGCAACAAAAACCCUUUAGAUAUAAAUACUUAAAGAAUCACACAGCAGUACCAAUAGAGAGACAGAAGGGGCCCUGAGAGAUGACGUCUGCAUUCUUUUUUACAACGGCAGGAAAGUAGAUAUGCCUGAACACCAUUUGCCAUUUAUGCACACAUGAUGAGCUGUGUUGCUUUUUCUUAGUGCUCAACAAUUUCGUAAACUAGGGCAGAACGCUCCUUUCGGAGCUCCUCGGAGGGGCUGGUCAAGUUUUUAAAAAGCAACCAACCCCUUCGGGGGGGGGGGGGGGAUUGGUUGCGUUUUAAAAUCUUAAGUAAGACACUAAACUCGGCAUUGUUGUUAGUUUAUAAUUGACAUUGUUGAUGACGUCAUUCUUUGACGACAAAUUGGUUGACGACAACGGGGAAUCACAAAUUUUUAUAGUAGAUAGAUUAUCAUCAUGUUGUCAGGGCAUGACAGAUGAAUUUUACUAUGGCGGUGCAUGACCUCUGUUGCUCAGAACCCUUAAUUUCAAGCUCUACAAAGAUGAAAUUUUAUAUGAUGAUAAAAAAGAAUGGCUUUCUGAGAUCAAGACAAAACGUAUAAAGAUUAACUAAUUAGCUGGCUUACAGAACCUGAAGGUUCAUCACCAAAUUAACCAAAGCCAUCCACCAGUCCAUUCUGGGCCAACAAAAUCCAACUGCCAAAAGGUAAAGAUUAGAGACAUAUUCAUUCAUCGAGAAACUGUUGAUGUCACACCGGUGGCAAAAAGUAGAAUGAGGGACAAUUGGAUUAUCUAAAGUGGCAUUUAAAGCAACGAGUACAUAUGGAUUCCAUUUAAGUUACGAAACCUAAAAAAGGGCAGUACUGUAUGAAUUCUUAUCAAACCACAAGCGAGAUUAAAAGCUAAGGGUAGAGGUCACAGAGCACAAAAAGACUAAUUUUUUUAUGGUGAAGGUUCUAACUGAUAAUGUUAUCCUUGCAAUAAAAAUUAAUGCUUCCAUGCUGAAAGUUGGUAUAAAGAAUUAUCCUUUAUGAUUUGUAGAGUGCAUUAACUCUGUCACAGAGAAACAUGUUCUAGAUUAAUUGAGCAAAUCUUUAUUUCAUACAAUGAUAGUACAUGAAAGCACAGCAUUUUAUUGCUCGCGGUAUCUAUAAAAAUAAAGCUAUAAAAUAAUAAUCAAAACUCUUGUAUGAUACAUAUUAAUGUUUACUGAAAUCAUUAUGUGCAUGAAUAAAAGAAAGUCUGCAGCUUUGACACUUCGACAUAAAUCCUUUCUGUUCUGAUAA